AUGUGCCGGCGACUUGCCCUGCUGCUCACAAGCGCGUACCGUGCGUACAUGAGGCGUUCUGCCGCGUUGCGGGAGGCAAAGGCGCGCUGGCGCAAGGAACAGCAUGUAUUGCUUUGUCAGCGAACUGCGGCGUUGUACGAGGAGUGUAGGGAGGAAAAGCGGCAACUUUACCGCGAGGCGCUUCAGUCAGAGCAAACAAUGCAUUUGGAGCUAAGGAAACAGUUUGAACUCUGCAAAGCACAUGAGGCGCAGCUUGUGUUCGAAUGCCAGAAACUUUUUGAUGUUGUGCUGCUGGCACGAAGGGCUAUGCUGCAGGAAGCCACGGUGCACCUCGAGAAGCUUAAGCGUAUGCUCCGACAGGAAGGGGUUUUGUUUUUCACAAUACUUCAGGAGGACAUGGGUGACGUGGAGUUUGGGCAGCGCUGCCGAAUUCGAAGUAUGGAGAGUUGGGAACGUAACAGGCUCUGGCAGGCCUUUCGGCUACGGCAUGUGAUGCAGCAGCUAGUGGUGCUCGAAGUUGAGGCGAUGGCGUUGCACCGGUAUAUUGCUGCGAUGGAAUCCAUUCAACGCAAUGAGCUAAAGGCGCGUCGAACGUUGGAGCAACGGAAUCGCUCCUACUGGAACUCUUUCAGGCGACAAUUCCGUGAGGUGGAGGCCUCGGUGGUGCAGAUGUCGUGGAGCCUGGAGGAGCGUGAGCGGGCGCGGGGGAAGCAAGUAAUGCUGCUGCAGGAGCUGCAGGGUCGCCUGCAGGCAGUAAACAUGAGCCCCAUGUUUUUUUCUACGAUGACUCACGAUGCCGGGUCACUCCCGCAGCAUCAUCCACGCACACCGUCACGUAGUGCCACGCAGUGUGUAACGACGGCGCACUUUUUGCCGCUGCUACGGGACUCAUACUCGCAGGCGGCGAUGCCUUUUCCUGCCUCACCUCAGUCAGGGUCCGUUGCGACAAGUCAGUCUCUGCAGUUUUCGGCGGAGGGACCACACCACAGUGUGCAGGCCCCGUCACAUGGCCCUUCCCUUGCGAUAUACGAUUCUCCCUCUCCUGUGUCAGCCGUCUCUUUUUAUGGCAAAUUUAGGGGGAUAGACGCCUGCGAGGAAGGAGGAACAUCUUCUCCGGCGUGGAAUAGGACAGUGCACAGGUCGAUGUCGUGGUUCGCCGCGGCCGCUGCACACGUCUCGCCCCGCUGUCAAUAUUCCCCGCGGCGCUCGACACCGCUUGCGCCGUGUGACUUCUUCAGUGAUGCGACGCCGGAAAAAGGUCACCUUUCAGCUGCCAGGGCGAGUUCAUACGGACCGACUCAAGAGGUCAUGCCAUCGCGGCCGCGGUACAAACGCUCUAGGCGCUGGGCAUGA
This is a messenger RNA of Trypanosoma rangeli, 1353 nucleotides long. Its product is annotated as putative myosin heavy chain MYA2-related. The transcript has a single exon. NCBI's taxonomy places the organism in Eukaryota, Euglenozoa, Kinetoplastea, Trypanosomatida, Trypanosomatidae. The record is from RefSeq and is a predicted model, not a curated record. Bases 1 to 1353 code for a protein of 450 amino acids.